Trypanosoma conorhini is the source of this 1023-nucleotide messenger RNA. Its product is annotated as retrotransposon hot spot (RHS) protein. The record is from RefSeq and is a predicted model, not a curated record. NCBI's taxonomy places the organism in Eukaryota, Euglenozoa, Kinetoplastea, Trypanosomatida, Trypanosomatidae. The coding region runs from base 1 to 1023 and encodes 340 amino acids. The transcript has a single exon.
AUGGACUGCCCUGACGAGAGCGAUGUGGCGGCGAUGGGUGCUUGGGAGGUGCGCGAAUGCCCUGCGGAGGAGAAAGCGAAGUACUGGGAGGAUGUGCAAAAGGGCAUGGCUCUUGCGGGCCCAAUUCAGCGCAACGUUUUGGACGGACGCUGGCAUAAGCUUGCGAGUCGCCUGGAGGGGGCGAUGGAGGGCCUCUCGACAUGGGCCGUCAAUUGCUACGUCGGGCUGGACAAAACGGAUUUGUGGUGCUGCGGCGUUCCGACGGAAGAUUUCUCGAAGAUGGUCCGGGUGGUGACGGGGCGGGGGACGGAGUGCUUCCAGAACGCCCCGGCUUCUGCUGCGGUCAAGGCCGAAGUGUUGGUGCGCGUGGCGAGGGCGAUGCGGACGCGCGCCGGCUUCAUGACGGUGCUGAUGCCCCAUCAUGUGCUGCUGCCGUCCGCCGCGGGGGUGCACGCAAUAGGCGCGUUCAUGUGCCCGGGCUUUGUGGGCAGGAUGCGGCGCAAGCUGCGCGAGCUGCGGCCCCCGACGGGACGCGAGCCACGCCCCUGUCUGCUGCAAACUGACCCGCGGCUGUGCCCCACCGACGCGGUUGCACUGCGGCCGAAGGUGCUCCAUCCCGGGAGGGUGGACGCAAACUACCGGGUGCUGUACGUGCCGGGGCUCGAAAACUUUCCGCUCGUGGACGCCUUUUUCUUCGUUGGGGCGCCGCGGAGGACGAUGGUUGGGCUGCAGACAAGCACGGCGAAGGCGCGCCGCGUUGCAACCGGCACGGUGAGGCAGUUCAAUGAGCAGCUGGUGGAGUUUUUUAACGGCUGGGAAGAGUUUGCCCGGGGUUUGUCGUGGGAGAUUAUUUACGUGCAGCAUGCAGAUAGCGUGACGAUAAACGCGUGGCAGGAGUGCGGGAACGCGGGCGACAGGGCCAGUGCGGAAGAUGAGAGGCAGAGGACCUUUUGGGACAACGAGGUGCACCAGUACCACGUGGCGAUAUCGCACGAAGACGCAAUUGCUGUGUGUAGUGAGUGA